ACAUUUCACUAAAAGAUCAUAACUGUCCCCUGUCAAUCCUAUUUAAUAGCUACAAUAUUGUCUCAACUCUUUCAAAGUUUCAAACAAGGUAGCAUUACAAAAUAUGGCAUUCAAUCAAGAGUUAGAAGCUAUAACCCAUGCUUUCUCAGGACAUGGGGUGGAUGAGAAAUCAUUGACAACAAUAUUGGGAAAAUGGAAUCCUUUGGAGAGAGAAUUGUAUAGGAAGAAUACACCACAUUUCUUCGUUGAGGAUCAUGAACGCAAAUUUCAGAGGUGGAAUGAUCAUUGUGUUCGUCUUCUCAAACAUGAGUUUGUGCGUUUUAAGAAUGCAGUGGUGCUUUGGUCCAUGCACCCUUGGGAAAGAGAUGCCCGUUUAGCUAAAGAGGCCCUAAAGAAAGGGCCAAGUUCAUAUGGAAUACUAAUUGAGAUUGCAUGCACUAGAUCUUCAGAGGAGCUUUUGGGAGCUAGGAAGGCAUACCAUUCCCUCUUUGAUCACUCCAUUGAAGAAGAUGUUGCUUCUCACAUCCAUGGAAUUGACAGAAAGCUAUUGGUUGCACUUGUGAGUGCCUAUAGAUACGAAGGAUCAAAGGUUAAAGAUGACACUGCAAAAUCAGAGGCCAAAACACUUUCCAAUGCCAUUAAGAAUGUUCAUAAGAAACCAAUUGUUGAGGAUGAUGAAGUAAUAAGGAUACUGGCAACAAGAAGCAAGGCACAUCUUCAACAAGUUCACAAACACUAUAAAGAGAUAUCUGGCAAGAACCUUGAAGAGGAUCUUAAUGACUUAAGAUUUAAAGAAACUGUGGAAUGCCUUUGUACCCCACAAGUAUAUUUUAGUAAGGUUUUGGAUGCAUCUUUGAAAAUUGAUGUGGAUAAGAAUAUUAAAAAAUCACUUACUCGUGUGAUUGUUACUAGAGCUGACAUUGAUAUGAAGGAGAUAAAAGGUGAGUAUAAUAAUUUAUAUGGAGUUUCAUUGCAACAGAAAAUUGAAGAGACUGCUAAAGGGAACUACAAGGAUUUCUUGUUAACCUUGAUUGCUAGAGGAGGUUAAUUGGUGAAAUUAAUUAGAGAUUAAUACCAAAGCUUUGGUAUUAAUCUCUUGAAAGAUGAAAUUUGGUUUUUAAUUUUAUGUCCCUUGUAAUGUUUAUCAAUUCAAAUUUGUAUUGGUUGAUGCUUCUGCUUUAUUAUGCUUCACUUGUAUUAUUAUUGUCACAAAAGAUAAAAUAUAAAAAUAUGUGAUUGAAUAAAGUUGUUUUAUCAUUUCUUUUCAGAAACAAAUUAA
This is a messenger RNA of Cicer arietinum (chickpea), 1279 nucleotides long. Its product is annotated as annexin D4. Gene Ontology annotation, cellular component: plasma membrane; cytoplasm. Gene Ontology annotation, molecular function: phosphatidylserine binding; calcium-dependent phospholipid binding; calcium ion binding. Lineage: Eukaryota; Viridiplantae; Streptophyta; Magnoliopsida; Fabales; Fabaceae. The record is from RefSeq and is a predicted model, not a curated record. Gene Ontology annotation, biological process: response to salt stress; response to water deprivation; response to cold.